AUGUUGACUCAACCUGCUGGCAGAGAUCACACGCUGAAGGAUUACUCGUCUUCAAAGAUGAUGAAGAUUAUACCAAGAUUCUCCACCACCUUAGUUGUUGGUUGGAUUGUUCUUUUCAUGGGUGUAAACUCUGUCAAUAUCUCUGCGGUGGAUUCUCCAGCUGAAAGCACAGAUGCCUCGACUCCACACUCUUUGACUUCAGUUAUCAUGGAUCUCAGAAUCACAAACCGUGUUUAUAAUCAUUCACUGGCUGACCAGCAAUCAGCAGAGUAUACAACACUCAAGCAAGAGGUGGAACAACUGUUUGCAGAUAUUUAUGAACGAUCAUAUGACACCACUCAUCUGAUAUAUUUGGGGACAGAUGAGAUGAUUUUCAGUAAUGGGUCUGUGAUCGUCACUUCUCGUCUGCUGUUUGGGCCGACUCAAGUCAAUCCAGAGCUUGUGAGAGGAAUCUUUUUUCCUGCGUACAAACAAAUACCAUCGCCGGCCCUAGAGAUCGAACUCAGCCACAUUGAAAAUGAACUACCUACUGAAGAACCUCUUGAGGAAGAGAUCUUCAGCAGACCACCAACGACAACGCAUAAAGAAAUAAACUUUACGACCAUGCCCUCCGUGACCAUGCCCCUCACUUCCACUCCUGACAACAUAAUGGACACUGAAUCCUUCACCAGCCGUCUUCCAUCCACACGCUCACCCAACAUGUCAACCUCCCACGCAUUGGGCUUCAGUGUUGUUGUAGGAAACAUCACAAACUCCAUCCACUUCACCACCUCCAUACCCUUUAACACCACCACAAUGCACCUAAACACCACAACCAGCUCACCGAUAGAUAAUACAAGUAUUUCUGCAGCACCCAACAGCACCACCAAUGCAGUAACCAAUGGGACAACCACAGAAGUCCCUAAUGGGACCACCACAGCAGCACCCAUUGGUACCAUCCCUACAGCUUCCAAUGGCACCACCACCACUGACACCAUCACUUCAGUCCCAAAUAGCACCACCACCACCACAGCCCCCAAUAACACCACCACUGCAGUCCCCCAAAGCACAUUUACCUCCAUCCACAGCACUGUUGGGAAACCAACAAUCAGCUCCACCAAGUUUACAACAGCACAGCCCUCAAGGACCACAACCAUGAACCAUUCACCUACUACAAAGGUCACUGUUUUGGUGCCUGGAUGGGCGGUUGCCCUCUUAGCACUGGCGGCUGUCAGCCUCUUCCUCCUCAUCAUCCUCAUCAUUCUGGUGGUGAUCUGGUGCUGUUGUCCGAAACGAAGAGUUUUCAUGAAUGAAGCUGAAGAGAUGAAUCCUCCCAUGUACUUCAAUCCAGACAUCCCUAUGUACUCAACACAAAGCACAUUUGAUACAUCCAACGGCAAACAAGCGAAUGUCAGAGAAAAACCUCCGAAAAACAAGACAGGAAUGUACGUGGUGAACCAAUGAAGGACACAGGUAUAGUAAAAAACACAUACGCAGCUGUGAGCAUGACACACUUCUGUAAAUAACCCAGCUCAAACUCACACUUUAACUCAAUCAUUCAGGUUUUCUGGCCCCCAACAUUGUCCCUCCUUCCAUGUGUGAAGAACGAGGCCUGAGGAAACCCUUGUUGGAUGUAAAACUGUCAUACAUCCGGUACUGUACUGCAGGAUGUUGAACGGACAGGGAAAUGAUUUUACAUGCCAUUACAUUGAUUUAGAAUUUAUUUUUCUACUAUAUACCUUUGCACAAAGUAAUUUGUAACUUUUAAAA
Sinocyclocheilus grahami is the source of this 1749-nucleotide messenger RNA. Its product is annotated as cell wall protein TIR4-like. The transcript has 7 exons. The coding region runs from base 1 to 1443 and encodes 480 amino acids. The record is from RefSeq and is a predicted model, not a curated record. NCBI's taxonomy places the organism in Eukaryota, Metazoa, Chordata, Actinopteri, Cypriniformes, Cyprinidae.